Messenger RNA from Penicillium concentricum, 2610 nucleotides. RefSeq names its product threonine/serine exporter family protein. Gene Ontology annotation, biological process: transmembrane transport. Lineage: Eukaryota; Fungi; Ascomycota; Eurotiomycetes; Eurotiales; Aspergillaceae. Gene Ontology annotation, molecular function: transmembrane transporter activity. The record is from RefSeq and is a predicted model, not a curated record. The coding region runs from base 1 to 2610 and encodes 869 amino acids. The transcript has a single exon.
AUGGCGGGAGGUUAUUUUGACCUUCCGAUCUCCCGCGGCGCCUCUGAUGAAGGAUCGUCAAGCCUAUCAAGGUCGCGUUCCUUUACAUCAUCACUGCCCAGUGAUAGCUUCCAAGGUCAACCAGUGUCUCAGGUGCGGAGCUUCAGUAACGCUAGCGCACAGGACAAGUAUCGGAAUGCAGGCAUUCUGAAAAGCACGAAUCGUGUCAAGCUUACGGCCAGCGAAUCCGAGUCAAGAGAACCCACUGGGUCUAUGGUCGAAUUCCGACUGGAUCGAAGGGGCACCGAGCUGCCGCAAAGACCAUUACCCACUGCCAACAUUCCGGGCUUCCAGGAAAAAGUCUCUUCAAGCUCCCAGCUAGCACCGGGGCUGGAAGACGAUCACUCUAGCGCGUCAGUGGAUAUUACCGGUUUGACGAUCAGCACCAGGACUACCUGCCCGGGAACCCUAGGGGAAUACGAACUUGACCAGGGUACAAAUGACAAGGGGCGAUCCAUCUGCUUUGCACAUGAAAGGGCCCACAGGCUCACAUCCCUUCUCAAUUGCCCCCAAAAUUCUCCGAAGCAAAGUCCUCGAUGCAGUCUAGUGUCUUCAAUUGCCUCCACUCCCGCUGAGGUGGCGUACCAGACUGAAGAUGGAGAUAAAUUUCCUGUGAUAGGCUUCCCCGAGAAAGAACAACUCUUCGACAACUUAAUAGAUGAACAUGAAGUGGACUUCUUAGACGGGCGAUCAACACCGCGCACCUCUGGAGCCCAUCACCUAGUGCAUCAAAUGUCAUCUCGAGACCUCAACUUUCUGACUCGCCUUCACCCUCAGUCUCCCGGUUUGCACUCCAGUGACCAAGACACCACCAGCGAGGAUAGGGACUCAUACGAGUCUACUGAACGGACGUCACAUUACCGCGGAGGCAUUCUUUCAUCGCUGCUCAAACUCUAUGACCAGCCUCAUUAUAAACACAAUCAAGGCCGAGGACAGUAUGGGCGCUCUCGACAGGGGAGCUCUUCCGAGUUCAGUGGACGCGGUCUGUCCCCGGACUCUGUUUGGAAGCCGCACAGGAAGUGGUAUGAUAAGUCUACCGCUCGUUCCAGCAUUUCCAUGGCCGGCUCGUCCCGCCACUCUGGCUCUCCUUUUGCCAUGCUCACGCGGUCCCGCAGCAGUGGCUCUGCCAUUCCGAGCCUAGGUCGCCCACGCCCCAAGCCUCAGCUUGAGGAUGAAAUUCAUAUCACUGUUCAUAUUGCCGAGCUUCUGUCUCGACAGCGGUACUUGAUCCGGCUUUGUCGUGCUUUGAUGAAGUAUGGAGCUCCGACUCAUCGGCUGGAGGAAUAUAUGCGCAUGACAGCUCGUGUCAUCCAGAUUGAUGGCCAGUUUUUGUAUAUACCCGGCUGCAUGAUUAUCUCCUUUGACGAUGCCUCCACACACACAACAGAGGUCAAGGUCGUCCGGUCCAGUCAAGGCAUUGACCUGGGCAAGCUGGCCGAUGUGCAUGAGAUUUAUAAGGAGGUGAUUCACGAUGUCAUUGGGGUUGAAGAGGCAAUACAGCGGCUGGAUGAGGUUAUGAAGAAGCAGAGCAAAUUCCACAUUCUGUUCCUCAUCUUCGCCCAUGGCUGUGCUAGCGCAUCAGUUGGGCCCUUUGCCUUCAACGCCCGGCCAGUUGACACCCCCGUGGCGUUUCUACUGGGCUGUCUCCUCGGAGUGUUACAGUUGAUCCUGUCAACAAAAUCGAGCUUAUAUUCAAAUGUGUUUGAGAUCUCGGCCGCAGUCCUGACGUCUUUCCUUGCCCGUGCCUUCGGAAGCAUCAGAUUCCAAGGGGAGCCAUUGUUCUGCUUUUCUGCCCUCGCGCAGUCGGCGAUCGCCCUCAUCCUGCCAGGAUACACUGUACUAUGUGCUAGUUUGGAGCUUCAGUCACGCAGUAUAGUCGCAGGCUCUGUACGCAUGGUCUAUGCUAUCAUAUACUCGCUGUUCCUCGGGUUUGGAAUUACCAUUGGAACUGCUGUUUACGGGCUCCUCGACUCUCAAGCUUCAACGGCGUAUACAUGUCCCGCCAGCCCCAUCCACAAUGAGUACCUGCAGCGUUUUCCGUUCGUGAUCAUAUUUACCGUGUGCCUGGCGAUCGUCAACCGCGCCAAGUGGAAACAAAUGCCGAUUAUGAUAGUAAUCUCUCUGGCUGGCUACGUGACCAACUACUUUAGCGCCAAGCGCUUCUAUACCAACACCCAGGUGUCCAAUGCACUGGGCGCCUUUGUCAUUGGUGUAAUGGGCAAUUUCUACAGUCGACUACGCCAUGGGCUCGCUGCUGCGGCAAUGCUGCCGGCGAUCUUUGUCCUUGUUCCCUCCGGUCUUGCGGCCAGUGGGUCUCUAAUAUCGGGUAUUACUUCUGCGGAGGAAAUGACCCGGUCUCCAUAUGCCGUUGUGAACAAUGGAACGCAAGGAUUCGUCGACGCAGCAAAGAAGCUAUCAGCCGACGAGGCGAAAAACCAAAGCUACGGGGUCGUGUUCGAUAUCGGAUAUGGCAUGAUCCAAGUUGCUAUUGGCACGACAGUUGGUCUCUUCCUAGCAGCUUUGGUGGUUUAUCCGCUAGGCAAGAAGCGAAGUGGACUGUUCAGCUUCUAG